UAAGAAAAUGUGGGGUCGAAACGCAGCUAGAGGUGGGGAUCGCUCGGAUACCCCCUAUUUCUCCACCUCCACAUCGCAUACCACCACAGGGGUGAACCGUGCCGUAAAUCGCGUCGACCUAUGGAAACCAACAAAGGAGUGUUUAGGUCAGCAGUUGAGGACGGCUCAGUCGGAAACAAAGCAUAUUACUACGGGAGGCUGGACCUCAAGUCUACCGGUCAGACGGAAAAGUGUGACGCUGGUUAGUCCCAGUCCGACUGUUAACUUGCCAACUUGCAAGUGCGCGAAUAUUAAUAAAGUGGUGUCCGGUCCUCAUGUUUGUAAGAGAUGUGUUGCUUGAGUGUAGCGGGAGGCGGAUCGGCCUCUUCGGGAUGUUACAAUAAUUGCACAGCAAUCGUCCUCAGCAUUGCAAUCCUUCUAUCAGGACUGCGAGUUUCUUCCAGCGCUCCAACAGGCGACGAAGGAUGGUGGAUCAACCCUUGCAACAAACAACCCACCAUCGCCAGACAUGGCAGAAGCGCGGCGGAGAGCGAACUCAAUGGGUUCUUGUUCAACAUGGAUACCAAGUUCUUCAAGGAAGUCAAAGACAUGUACAAGUCCAUUGAAAAUGUAAAGUUCAGGGGGAAUUGUCCCAGGAUUAACAACAUGUUGAUACCUAUUCAGAACGCUACCUCAUAUACUUCGGCAAUGCAGGCGUUUUACGAGACGUUAUUGCAGUUUGCCGUCUUCAUUGAUAAACUGAAGAACACGCCCGUCAAGACGAAGGGCGAGUUUGACACAGCCAGACGCAAGCGCAUCUUCGAAGAGGCCAAAGUAAACUUAAAACGGUUGAUUUGCGAAUACAACGACACACUCAGCGAGGGUUCCAACCAUCGCGAGGCCCCCAACAAAAUUACUUCCGUUCAAAAACAUAAAACUAAAGUUCGCAAGAUAAACAUGAAGUGCCUGCCAGCUUCUAUGAACCACACGCAGGCCCACUUCAUGGAUUUCGACUUCUUCAGGAAACUGCAGAAGUUCCUGAAGCAGAGCCGAAGGAUCCUUAAAUUGAAAAAGAAAGGGAAGAAGAGUGCGAAUAAAAUUGUUAAAAGGAAGAAAAAACCGAAGAAUCAGUGAAUUGUUCGCGUGGUUGAUUUUUUUUCAACAAAAUCGAGGUGAUUGACUGAAAAGUUAUCUGAGGGGACACGAAAUUGAGGUAUUAGAGAAUUUGCAAAUAGUUUACUUAAAACUGCUGUGAUAAUAGAGAUAAGUUGUAAUUAUUACUUAAUUUAUUUUAUUUAUUUGUAACUUAAGUUCUUGAGACGACAGUUCCGCUGUCUGAUUUUUGUCAUAGGCGUGAUAAAAGAUGAAUGAUGUAGCUAACCUUUCAUCGACACGUCCUUGAUUUGUAUUAUACAUUGUGAUAUAUUUCGUAGUAAUUAUUUAUUUUAUAUUUAUUUCUUUCGACCGAUUACUAUAGUUUGAAAAAAGACUGGCUUCAUCAAAUUGUAGUAAUUGUAUUUUAAUGUAUAUUGUGCAAUUUUACACAGGAUGUUCGCAUUGUUGGUACCCUUUAAAAUAUUCUAGAAUUAUUCAAGAUAAUAUAUUUAUUUUUACUUUUUCGGAUCAAUAUUCAAAUCGCUUUUGUCAUUUUAUAAAUUCGUUACUAAAUGUAAAAGAAAUUAAAAAUAAUAAUAUUUCAAAAUUUAAAUAAUUAAAUUACUUUCAUGAUCAAACGAACAAAGGGUACAAAAUAUUUUUAUAAACUUUAAAUUGCAUCGCAUGACUUAUUUAUUGUAAAUUGUCUUUAUCGAGUGGUGCCGAUUUUUACAAAUAAAAAUUUCUGUCGUGAACCAGCUCGCUGAAAGACAUUACCGUGUGCAUUCCAAGUGCAUUUCCAUCAUUUAUUUAUGAAUUGUGAAUUUUUUUCUCAUCGGAAUAAGUAUUAUGUAUUUUUAUUUUCUAUAAAGA
This is a messenger RNA of Anoplophora glabripennis (Asian longhorned beetle), 1947 nucleotides long. RefSeq lists its product as uncharacterized. The transcript has 4 exons. The record is from RefSeq and is a predicted model, not a curated record. NCBI's taxonomy places the organism in Eukaryota, Metazoa, Arthropoda, Insecta, Coleoptera, Cerambycidae. The coding region runs from base 328 to 1113 and encodes 261 amino acids.